AUGGUGAGGCGUCUUCGCACGCGCCUCGCUGCGCCGAGCGGCGGCGAGGGCGGCUUUGGCUGCGCUUUCUGUGGUGCUCACCUCUGCGUCACCGAGGACAUCGUCUCCGACAACUUUCGCGGCCGCCACGGCAAGGCCUUCCUUGUCUCCCGCUGCGAGAACACUUACUAUGGUCAUCAGGAGGAGAAGCAGCUGAUGACGGGGCUGCACCGCGUGCGCGAUAUAUUUUGCUCCAACUGUGACCAGUACGUCGGCUGGGGCUACGACUUCGCGGUCGAUGAGCGCGAGAUGUACAAAAUGCAGCGCUUCGUGCUGGAGCGUCAGCUCAUUCGGGUCAUCACUCACGGGCAGCUGCGUGGGGCCCUGGGCUACAGCAUUCCUGAGGGCAGCAUCACCUUUUCGUUGCCUGUCGCGCGCUCGUAUACAUUGGAAUAG
This is a messenger RNA of Leishmania major strain Friedlin, 435 nucleotides long. RefSeq names its product putative zinc-binding protein (Yippee). The transcript has a single exon. Lineage: Eukaryota; Euglenozoa; Kinetoplastea; Trypanosomatida; Trypanosomatidae. The record is from RefSeq and is a predicted model, not a curated record. Gene Ontology annotation, cellular component: ubiquitin ligase complex. Bases 1 to 435 code for a protein of 144 amino acids.